Lodderomyces jiufengensis is the source of this 2850-nucleotide messenger RNA. RefSeq lists its product as uncharacterized. The transcript has a single exon. The record is from RefSeq and is a predicted model, not a curated record. Lineage: Eukaryota; Fungi; Ascomycota; Pichiomycetes; Serinales; Debaryomycetaceae. Bases 1 to 2850 code for a protein of 949 amino acids.
AUGAGUUUUUUUGUGGUACCAACAGUAUCUUAUCAAACUCAACAAAAAUUAAAAAAACAUAAAGAAAAGAAGGAUGAAAAGAAAGAGGAGAAAAAAUUAAGAAAAGAAGCAGCAGCGGCAGCAGCAGCUUCAAAUGCAUCAAUUUCAGAUCAACAUAGUAAACAUAGUUCACAUUCAACAGCUAGGGGUAGUAGUUAUGAUUCUGGGAAAAAGAAAAAAAAAUCAAGUGGGUGGAGUAUCAUUAGUGGUAGAUCAUCUACAAGUUCAAAAGAAUCAAAAGAAUCAAAAGAUAAUGAGGAUUCAAGAUCGAUCUUGUCAAAUUUUACAUCAAAAAAUUCUGCAGUAUCAAUGAAUGAUCAAAAUUCCGAAUAUUCCAAUGAACAACACUACAAUAACGAAGAUGGAAUGUCAAUGUAUCUGUAUCAAUCAAGUGCUAGACCUCAAUUAAAUCCUGUUAAAUCACCUUCUUCAUUGAGUGUCGAAAAUAGAUUCGAUAAUGAAAGUGAAAUUGAACCUCCAAUUGAUAGAGAAGCAACUCCUAAAUUACAACAAACAGGUACAGCAAAGUCAUUACCCACUACUUCAACAGCUCAAAGUCCUACACAAAUUGAAGAAGAAACACCAUCGUUAAUUGCAUCCAAUUAUAAAAAAUCUAUGGACACAGAUACUUUUAAACAAUACAAAUCAAUGUCAGCACCAUCUUCAUCAGCAUCAAAUACAAUUCUAGCUGCUCCAAAACCAAACAAUUCAUCCAAUUCCCCCAUAUCACCAAUUACUCCAUUAACACCAUCAGCAACUUAUUCACAUCAUACAUCAAUACCUUACUCCCCACAUUCUGUACGACCAAGGACUAAUUCAGCAUAUUCAACUUCAAAUGCAUCAAUCUUAUCAUCACUGAGUAAUAGCCAUCAACAACACCCUCAUUAUUUACAAAAUUAUGCAUUCCAUAGAAAUAACUCAUUAACUCCAUCAUCAAGUAAUACAGGAUUAAAUUUAACUUCAACAUUUACAAGUUCAAAAGAAUCUAAACAUACAUUUAGGAAAUUAUCAUUUUUAGGAUCUAACCUGAAAAGAAAAGAUAGUACAGCAUCAUUAACAGCUCUGCCAGGUUCAGAAUCUCCAGGUUCAAGUAUACAUUCUCAAAAUAAUUCAUAUUUCCCAGAUCCAACAAGUGCUGAUUCAAAAUUAUUUCUACCUUUCCAACCAUUAUUAGAUUUAUCAGUUUUUAAUUCGCCUGAAGAAAUGCAAAAAGUAUUAUUAACUCCUGCUUAUCAAGUUUUUAGGUAUAAUAGCUUUUUGUCAGUGGUUGGAUCAUAUCAUUCAAGUGAUGCAUUAAGUUUUGCAAAAGUCAGAAAUCAUUCAUUGUUUAGAUUUAUUAUAAGACAACAACGAGCCAAAAAAUUAAUAGCUAAAAAUGGAUUCAAUAAUCCUGCAAACUUUCAUGAUUUAUCAUCCACUGAAAACAUUUUAGCUUAUUAUUUGUAUGCCAAAACAAGAACUUUUUUACGAACUUUAAUUAAAGAAUCAUCAAAAAAUCAGCAAUUAUAUAAUCAUGAGGAAUUAGUUCAAUGCAAUUUUGUUAAUUAUGUUAGAUACUUAAUAAAUCUUCCUGAGCUAUCAGAUACGCUGGACUUAAACGAUAUAGAGCAAAAACAUUAUGAAUUUAAAUCGGUUUUCGGAACUAUUGCAAAUGCUUUAUAUUCAUUGAAAAAGGAUGAAACAACUGGAGUUGUAUCUACUGAAACUACAAGAGCAAUAAAAAUCAAAUUAUUACUAGAAUGUAUUACAAAAGUAUCAUAUGAAUAUAUUUUAUUGGAAAAGUAUAGAUUUGAUAUGUUUAUGAAAUUUCAUAAUAAUCAUUUGAUUGAUAAACGUCCUUUGGUUCAAUUGUUUAAUACUUACAAAGAUCAUAUUAAAAGUCACAACAAGGAAAGUCCUAAAGUUUUACUUUAUAAUUCUGCAAAUUCAGUUCAAUAUGGUUGGUAUUUAGCAAUUACUGUACCCUUUGUUAGAUUCAUAGAGUCUCAUAUUUACACCGAGGACAAUUCCAUACUUCAAGAUUAUGAUAGAUAUAGAAAACUAGAAGAAUCACAGAUUAAAACUAAUUUUACCAAAAGUGAUAUAGAAUUAUUUGACGAAUUUUUUAGUAAAUUAAAUUUAUCAACGUAUCAAGAAUUCAAUGCAAUGAGUAUGGAUUCAUUAGUCAAAUUAAACAAGUUAAUUGAAAAUCAAUCAUCAAAAUUUGUUCAUAUAAAUCGUAGAGAAAUUCCAGACCCAUCAAAUGCUUUCACUUACAAACCAAUGAAUUUUGAAUAUUACAAUAAGAGUUUAUCAACAAUAAGUACCAAUACAUUUAAUUUAAUUCAAUGUCAAGAUUUACCAUUUCAAGUUAAGAAAGAAAAUUAUAAAACCAUAUUGAGAGAAUUUUGUAGAACUUUGAAACCCGGUGGUUCAUUCAUAUGUAAUUCAAUUCAUUUUGGUUCAAAAACAACAGAAGAAUUUCAAUUGCAAUUUCGUGAUGGAAAAUUCCCCACAGCUUGGAAUUAUAUUGAUUUCUCAUUGCUUAAAUAUUUUGAAGCAAUUCCUAAUUUUGUGGAAGUAAUUUUACUUGAAUUGAAUGAAAUCUUUGGUAAAGGAAAUGUUAAAUUUAGUAUAUCAUUAUUGAGUUCAACUACUGAAGUUAAUAAGUUUUUAAUAAAAUUUGGUGGUAUGAAAUUAUUUGAGUUAGUUGGUAAAUUUGAUGAAUAUUGUGAAUUUUUUAAAGAUGGUGAGAACUUACAUAGUUCAAAUGAUGCAAGUAUUCAUUUUGGAGUUCAUAUUGAAGCUAAAAAAGUUCAUAGAGUUAUAUAA